CGGUUUCUUUGUUGGUCAUCAACACAGUGCUCGAUCGGCUCGGCUCGACUCGACGAGAUAGGGUUUCUGUUGGAGGGACGGAGGAAGCCCUCGGGUCGUCGCGGCGAUAAGACUUCGAGGGUUUGGCUCGUCUUCCUUUGCGUCGAUACCCUAGACGACGAAUAGGAAGAUGUCGGGCGGCUUCUUUCGGGGUACCUCCGCGGAGCAGGAUACUCGCUUCUCCAACAAGCAGGCGAAGUUGCUGAAGAGCCAGAAGUUCGCUGCGGAGCUCGAUCACCCUGUGGAUAUGACAAAGGUGCAGAUGGAUGUGAUCAGGCCAUGGAUUGCAACAAGGGUAACCGAGCUUCUAGGUUUUGAAGAUGAAGUCCUCAUUAACUUCGUAUAUGGACUUCUUGAUGGCAAGGAGGUAGAUGGUAAACAGAUUCAGAUCCAGCUCACUGGAUUCCUGGAAAAGAAUACAGGAAAGUUUAUGAAGGAGCUUUGGGGACUUCUGCUCAGUGCACAAAAUAAUGCCAGUGGUGUCCCUCAGCAGUUUUUGAAUGCCAAAGAAGAGGAAAUGAAAAAAAGAAAGGUGGAGAGCGAUAGAAUUACUGAGGAGAUUCAGAAGAGAAAGGAGAAAGAGGGAAGAGACUUUGAACAAGGGAAUAAAAGGAGAAUGGAUGUGGAGGCUGACAAUUCAAGAUUGGCUAAUGCUACUUCUGGCUGGAGUUCGGAACAUCCACUGGAUAAGACUUCCAGUGUUCAGCCUGAGACGGAGAGAGAUGUGGACAUGCGGCGGAGUCCAAUAUUGAAAGGACGGAAUGGACGAUCAAGGAGUGUCUCUGUUUCAUCUCAGUCCCAAGGGCAUUCAGUUUCACCUAUUAGGCAGUAUCAUUCUCCGGGCAGGCACUCCAUUCCAUCUGAAAGGCGGCACAAGUCUACAGCUCGAAGUUCCAUUUCUCCUCGCCGCAGAUAUUCCCCACGGAAUAACUGGUCACCUUCGAGGCACAGAUCACCUUAUGGUAGACGAGGAUCACCUUCAAAAUCAAGGCAUAGAUCUCCUCCACUCAUUCAACGAAGAUCAUCAAGGUCUCCAUCAUUCUUGCGCCGUAGGUCUCCUUCUCCCUCACACCAUAGGUCCCCAGUACAAAGCCGCAGGAGAUCACCCUCUUCCAUACGCCGCAGAAGGUCACCCUCUCCCUCGCGCAACAGGAGGUCACCUUCUCCCAUGCACCGUAGGAGGUCACCCUCUCCCACACGUCGCAGGUCACCCUCUCCCAUGCGCCGCAGGAGAUCACCCUCUCCUGUGCACCGUAGGAGGUCCCCAUUUCCCAUGCGCCGCAGGAGGUCCCCAUCUCCCAUGCACCGCAGGAGGUCCCCAUCUCCCAUGCACCGCAGGAGGUCACCCUCUCUGACACGGCCCAGGAGGUCACCCUCUCCGACACGCUCCAGGAGGUCACCUUCUCUGAUGCAUGACCAAUCUCCUAUUAGGCACAGGCCUUUAUCUCCUUCAACGCAUGGUUCUUUGUCUCCUCUGAGGAGACCGGCCCCACAUAAGUCUCCACAACAGAGAAAGACGUCUCCUCUGCAUUCACCAAGAAUCUAUCGUGCAGAUUCUCAAGUGUCUCUGGGUGCAAGGAAGAGGAGUCGGAGCCCUUACAUGAGUAGUAGCCCAUCUAAUCCGGCUCGUAGAGAUUCAAGUAGGGAAACUGAUAGGAGAACUAAUGGCUUUGAUUCCAAAAGAUAUCAGGAUGAAUAUACAUCUGAGAGGGUCGCUGAAAAUGCCGCUAAAAAAACUGAAAAGCAAAGGCUUCACAAAAGCCAAGGAAGGAAUGGCAAAGAGGAACAAGCUAGUCCUGUCAGGGAGGAUGCCCAUCAUAGAACUGAAUCCUCAUCCAAGAAAGUUGAUCACUCUCCAGGUACUCGAGGUCAUCCUACUAAUGUGAAGUUAAAACAGAGUGAAAGUGAACAUAACAGUAAUAUGGAUCUUCCUACAAGACACGUACGACAAGUUUCAUCAGAAUCUCCGAACGAAAUGGAAUAUGAUACAAAACACUUCAAAAGACCCAAGAGAAAACAAGAGACAAGCAGUCAAAGCAAUCCUUCGGAUUUGGAAGGGACUGAUACUCCCAAAAACAGGAGUUCCGAGAAGAGAAAGCAUAAAAAGUACGAGCAUAAAAAGGGUUCAGAUGACAGUUCUGAAUCUGAUUCUGAUCCUGAAGCUAAGAAGGAAGCUAAGAGAAGAAGGAAGGAAGAAAGAAGGUUACGCAAGGAGGAAAGACGAAGAAAGCGCGAAGAGAAGCACCAGAAGAGGUUAGAACGCCGUGCGAGCAAGCUUAAAAUGCGGCCGAUGGAUACCGUGAUGCCCCCAUCUGAUUUUGAGAAAGAGCACAGUGAUGCUGGCAAAUCAGAUGAUGAAGCUGCGACUAGGAAGGGUCCUCACAUAGCUGACGCAGAAGAAACAGAGUCCGAGGAGAAGCAGCUUGAGAUCAAGCUUCGGGAGAAGGCCCUGGAAUCUCUUAGAGCAAGGAAGGCCACUAGCCAUUAAUUUAUGGUCACCACAGUGAGAUUUAACUUUCCUUGAUUUCCUGCUCUUUGUGAUUCUAUUUGCAUUUGACACCUACCACCAAGUACUAGGCGGCGUAAUCUUCUUGUAUAUCAGACUUUUGGAUGUACUCUAAUUUUACUCUUUGUCAGCAGCUAAAAAUUAUUUAGAUGA
This is a messenger RNA of Musa acuminata AAA Group (dessert banana), 2698 nucleotides long. RefSeq lists its product as uncharacterized. Gene Ontology annotation, cellular component: spliceosomal complex. Gene Ontology annotation, biological process: mRNA processing; regulation of mRNA splicing, via spliceosome. Lineage: Eukaryota; Viridiplantae; Streptophyta; Magnoliopsida; Zingiberales; Musaceae. Gene Ontology annotation, molecular function: RNA binding. Bases 170 to 2527 code for a protein of 785 amino acids. The transcript is spliced from 12 exons. The record is from RefSeq and is a predicted model, not a curated record.